Populus nigra (black poplar) is the source of this 2002-nucleotide messenger RNA. Its product is annotated as bifunctional 3-dehydroquinate dehydratase/shikimate dehydrogenase, chloroplastic-like. The transcript is spliced from 10 exons. Gene Ontology annotation, molecular function: shikimate 3-dehydrogenase (NADP+) activity; 3-dehydroquinate dehydratase activity. Gene Ontology annotation, biological process: chorismate biosynthetic process; shikimate metabolic process. Bases 329 to 1885 code for a protein of 518 amino acids. The record is from RefSeq and is a predicted model, not a curated record. Lineage: Eukaryota; Viridiplantae; Streptophyta; Magnoliopsida; Malpighiales; Salicaceae.
UUCAGAACUUUCUUCGAGUGGAGGCUGUUGCAAAAGCUACCGAAUCUUAUCUGUUCAUUUCUUGGGCUUUAUAUUCUAAUCGCAUUUGAGAAAGACAGAGCAUUGCUUGCUUCCUUGAGUGUGUUCUUUCUGGAUUUCUGGCUCUUUUUAAUGCUUUCUUCAUUUUGAUUUUCUUUCGUUCUUCUCUACCAGAACCAGCCAAGCUCCCUCCCCUAUUUUCUUUAUAUAGACGUAGACAACUACUUUUGGAUUCUUCAUUUUCUUUUACUGGCUUAAAGCAACCCUUUUCUGCCUCAAAUAUUAUCGGUUUCUUAUUCUUUUUGGCCUAAUGGGGCGUGCUGGGAUCUUAACAAAUUCCACAAUGGUUUGUGCUCCAUUGAUGGCUCGAUCUGUUGAGCAAAUGGUGAUUGACAUGCAGAGUGCAGAGGCACAGGGUGCUGAUGCUGUGGAGGUCAGGCUGGACUACAUCAACAGCUUCCAGCCUAGCCAAGACCUGGAAACCAUCAUCAGAAACAAGCCAUUGCCCGUCAUCAUUGUGUACAGGCCGAGGUGGGAAGGUGGUCAGUAUGAAGGGGAUGAGCACACAAGGCUGGAAGCACUUCGUUUAGCACAUGAACUGGGAGCUGAUUAUAUUGAUGUUGAGCUCAAGGUUGCAUCUGAUCUGGUACGGGAAGUGAAAAACAAGCAUCAGACUGGUGGCAAAGUCAUUGUAUCAUCUUAUUUGAGUGGUGCAACCCCUUCAAAAGAAGAUCUCAGCCAUCUUGUUGCGAGCAUGCAAGCUACCAAAGCAGAUAUCAUUAAAGUUGUUUCUAAUGCAAAUGAUAUUACAGAAUUGGAUAGGAUUUUUCAUUUGCUUUCACAUAGUGAGGUGCCAGCGGUUGCAUACUCAUUAGGAGAAAGAGGCCUCAUAAGCCAGUUAUUGUGUCCCAAAUUCGGUGGUGCUUUAGUCUAUGGAGCCAUGGAAGGAAAUUCAAUUCCUGGUUUGCCUACUUUAGACAGCCUUAGAGAAGCCUACAAGGUUGAGAACAUCAAUUCAGAUACUAAAGUUUUCGGUCUUGUUUCAAAACCAGUUAGCCACAGCAAAGGUCCUAUACUGCACAAUCCUGCCUUCAGGCAUGCGAACUUUAAUGGGAUUUAUGUGCCAAUGUUUGUUGAUGAUCUCAAGGAGUUCUUUGAAGUCUACGCAAGCCCUGAAUUUGCUGGUUAUAGUGUUGGGUUUCCAUACAAAGAAGCUGUCGUGCAGUUCUGUGACGAAGUCCAUCCACUGGCUAAGUCUAUAGGUGCUGUUAAUACCAUCAUAAGGAAGCCUAGUGAUGGGAAGUUGAUAGGUUAUAACACUGACUGUGAGGGUUCAAUAGCUUCAAUUGAGGAUGCUUUGAAAGAUCAAAGAUACAUCAAUGGCGCAUCUUUAAAUUCUCCAUUGGCCGGGAAACAGUUUGUGGUUGUUGGUGCUGGAGGCGCAGGAAGAGCAAUUGCAGUUGGUGCUAAAAGUAGAGGAGCCCGUGUGAUUAUUUUCGACAUUGAUCUUGAGAGGGCAAAGUCUCUUGCUCAGGUUGUUUCUGGUGAAGCUCAACAUUUUGAUAGUCUAGCACAUUUCCAGCCUGAGAAGGGAGCAAUCCUUGCCAAUGCAACACCAAUAGGAAUGCAUCCAAGUACAGACCGAAUCCCGGUGGCCGAGGCAACCUUGGGGAACUACCAACUGGUAUUCGAUGCUGUUUAUACACCAAGAAAAACCAGACUAUUAGAAGAUGCUGAUGCUGCUGGAGCCAUUACAGUGAGCGGAGUUGAGAUGUUCCUCAAACAGGCCAUUGGACAGUUCAGCCUCUUCACCGGCAGAGAAGCGCCGAAAGACUUCAUGCGGGAGAUUGUUUUAGCCAAAUUCUGAUUUAUUGCAUCUAGCAAAGUAUGCUGUAAUGUGCGAUGAAAAUAAACUGUUGUCGAAUUUCAAAUAUUAAUUCAUAAAUCAAAGUUGAUGGAUUGUUGAGACCAGUUUUAUCAUCAA